This is a messenger RNA of Raphanus sativus (radish), 1137 nucleotides long. Its product is annotated as cycloeucalenol cycloisomerase-like. Gene Ontology annotation, molecular function: cycloeucalenol cycloisomerase activity. NCBI's taxonomy places the organism in Eukaryota, Viridiplantae, Streptophyta, Magnoliopsida, Brassicales, Brassicaceae. The record is from RefSeq and is a predicted model, not a curated record. The transcript is spliced from 8 exons. The coding region runs from base 145 to 1008 and encodes 287 amino acids.
UCAUAAUCACGAUAGUUGAGCUGUCACGACCACCUAGUUGUGAUUAUUUAUUUGGUCGAUCGUACAGAGUAAUACCUUUCAUGUAACCAAUCGAAACUUUUCUCUUCCCAAAGCCAAUCUCCAGAUUUUCCGGUCACAAGGAGGAUGUCAGUAUUUACAGGAUCAAGUGAUGUUUCUCGGAGCUUGUGGCUGGCACAAAAUCCGAGCAAGAGAUGGGGAGAGCUCUUCUUCCUCUUCUACACUCCUUUCUGGCUUACUCUCUAUUUGGGAAUCAUUGUGCCUUACGAGCUUUACGAGACAUUCACGGAGUUGGAGUAUCUGCUUGUGGCCUUGGUUUCAGCUGUUCCUGCUUUCUUGAUACCAAUGUUAGUUAUUGGAAAGGCCGACAGAGGCUUAUGCUGGAAGGACCGUUAUUGGGUUAAGGCAAAUCUCUGGAUAAUUAUUUUCAGCUAUGUGGGAAACUACUUUUUGACUCACUACUUCUUCCAAGUUCUUGGAGCGUCAUAUACUUUUCCGUCGUGGAAAAUGAAUAAUGUGCCUCACAACACAUUCUUCAUGGCACAUGUUUGUUUCCUCUUUUACCACGUUGCAUCCAACAUUACUCUUCGAAGGCUACGACAUGCCAUUUCUGAUUUACCAGAUUCUCUGAGAUGGUGUUUUGAGGCUGCAUGGAUACUGGCUUUUUCUUAUUUCAUUGCGUACCUAGAGACUGUUUCUAUUGUAAAUUUUCCUUACUAUGAGUUCGUGGACCGAAAUGCCAUGUACAGAGUUGGAUGUUUGUUCUAUGCAUUAUACUUCAUUGUGAGCUUUCCAAUGUUCUUCAGGAUGGAUGAGAAAUCUAGUGAUAAAUGGGAAUUGUCACGUGUGGCUGUUGAUGCUUUAGGUGCUUCUAUGUUGGUAACGAUCAUUCUAGAUCUAUGGCGUCUUUUCUUGGGACCUAUAGUUCCCCUACCGGAGGGAAAAAGUUGCCUUCAGUCAGGAUUAGUAUGGUUUUCCAUUGAAGGUUGAAAGAUGGCUCUUUCGACCAAUUUGGGGACUCAAAGAUAAGCCUGCACGAGAGAUUCCAUUUGCACUUUACAAAACUGGAAAGUAUAUGAUGUAGGUUUAUGGAAUUGGAUGAUCUUAUUAGUAUGUGCA